Molecule: messenger RNA, 357 nt
Organism: Naegleria gruberi
Lineage: Eukaryota; Heterolobosea; Eutetramitea; Acrasida; Naegleriidae
Exons: 1
Coding region: 1-357 (118 amino acids)
Source: RefSeq, a predicted model, not a curated record
AUGACUAGUAAUUUCUCGGGUGGAUUAGAGGGAAUUGUCGGAUCCUCUCCUAAUCAUUGGAUGUACGGACAGAAGAGAACCUAUUUGAAUAAUGAUACAACAGCAACGACGGAAACUUUGGGGAAGGGAUUUUCAACAUUCUAUACAAGUGAAUUUCCAAGGAUAACUCAUGGUGAUAGUAUCCGAAAACAUUACCCUCUGCAAGAACCAACAAGUGAAUUUGAAUAUAAACCACAAAUAAGAGUAUUAAGUGAACCACAACCAGAAUAUAAAAGUGUGAGGAAAAAGAUGAUUGAUGGACCAACAACUGAGGAAAUUAAAGUGAAGAGAAAGGCAAUGUUUCCAGGUAGGUUUUAA